GAUAAAUAAAGGAGAAAAGAAAGGGCUGUGGAUCUGAAGGCGAGCAUGGAGGUUAAUGUCAUCAUGAUGAUCUUAGUUUUAGGAGCAGGGUUAUGGGACAUGGAAACUGAAGCAGUGACAGAAACAGAAGAGGAAGGACAAGACAUUGAAAUUACAUGUUCACACUCUAACGCUAUUGGCAACGGCAAAUAUUUCUGCAAAGGAGAUUGUAGAAAUAAAGACGUCCUUAUACACACGGCGGACAAGGUUCCAAAUGGGAAAUACAGCAUCAGAGAUGAAGGCAACACGUUUUAUGUGACCAUCUUUAAACUGACUAUAAAUGACUCAGGGCUUUACUGGUGUGGAAUAGACAGAGUUGGUCGGGACACGUACAAUCGAGUGGACCUCAUAGUCACAAAGCGAACUCUAACACAAGAAAAUCCAUCCAAGGCAUUUGGGUCCCAUAUGUCAUCCACCAUGAAGCUGUUGUAUGUCGGGGCCAGUCUUGGAGUGCUUGUGUUGGGUCUGGUGAUUGGCCUCAUAAUAUUUAUCAAACAUCGAAAAAGAGACAAAGACAGCCAAUCUACCGGGCAGGAUCAUAACUGCGUCUAUGCCAUACCAUCGAAACAGAGACAACAUGCACCACCUGACACCAGCACUUCAGCGCUGAAUGAAAAUCUGGAGAGAGACGAGGAAACGGCCACUAUCUCUGAAGGCGGUCUUUUCUAUUCCUCUGUCAGCUUCAACACACACACAGACUGCAGCGCUGUCGCAACUCACACUCCUACAGUUACAUACUCAGUCGUAACACGCAAACCCAUAGAUGAGACAGCUGUCUACUGUAAUGUCUGAACUCCUUUGGAUGACUGGUGUUGUGUGAUUUUGUGUUAACAUGAACAGAUACUCAGAUAGAUACGUUCCAUGACUGAAUUCUUGAGCAAUGAAUGAAUUUAAAUGCAACGUAUACAACAAGAAACAAGCAUUAUUUAUUACUUAGUUUGAUACAGUAAAGAUAUCUUAUCAUUUUUGUUAUGUAAUAUUAUAUUUGCAAUAUAUAUUAUGAGAAAC
This is a messenger RNA of Sphaeramia orbicularis (orbiculate cardinalfish), 1047 nucleotides long. RefSeq lists its product as uncharacterized. The record is from RefSeq and is a predicted model, not a curated record. Gene Ontology annotation, cellular component: plasma membrane. Gene Ontology annotation, molecular function: transmembrane signaling receptor activity. NCBI's taxonomy places the organism in Eukaryota, Metazoa, Chordata, Actinopteri, Kurtiformes, Apogonidae. The coding region runs from base 46 to 831 and encodes 261 amino acids. The transcript has 5 exons.